CCGAACCUCAGCUCCGUGUCUCACAGCCAGCCUCGGACUGACGUACGGAUCUCACAAAGCCCUCCCACACUCGAAAAAGCCAAGCCAGAAGCAACACCAAAAAGGAGAGAGAGAGAGAAGAGGGACUGAGAGUUUAAGAGAGAGAAAGAGAGUGGAGUGAGUUUCCUUAGAGAGAGAAAGAAAGAUGGGCCAGAUCGUGAAGAGGAAGAAGAAAGGGAGGCCAUCGAAGGCAGAUCUGGCGAGGCGACCGCUUUCUCCGUCACCGGCGCCGGAAUCAGAGAUCCGGCGGAGCAUAAGGCGGAGAAAUGUGCGGUACGACAUAGACUACUACGAGGAUUACUUUGACGAAGAGGACGAGGACGAGGAAGAAGAGAGGAGGAGAGAGAAGAAGCUUAAGCUGGUAUUGAAACUGAACCAGGGGAGCGAGUCAGCUGAGCCGGCUCGGAGCCGGUCUCGCUCGUCGGCGCGUGAAGGACACGCGUCGGACGAGGAGGAAGAAGAAGAGGAAGAGGAAGAGGAUAAGCCUUUGAAGAAGAGAAAAAUCAAUGGUGGUGAUGUUAGUGAAAGUGAAGAAGAUGAUAAUAAUAAUUAUGAUGAAGAGGCGAGGGGGAGAAAACUGCUGGCAAAAGGGCAGGACUCGGCUCCAGGGACGCCGGUGAAUCAAUCAGUCGAGAUUCCGUUGCCUGACAAGAAGUCAUUGGAGUUGAUUCUGGACAAAUUGCAGAAGAAGGAUACAUAUGGUGUGUAUGCAGAGCCAGUUGAUCCUGAGGAGCUUCCGGAUUAUCAUGAGGUGAUAGAGCAUCCAAUGGACUUUGCCACGGUGAGGAAGAAGCUGGGAAAUGGAUCAUAUUCUACCUUGGAUCAAUUUGAGAGUGAUGUAUUUCUAAUAUGCUCAAAUGCAAUGCAAUACAAUGCACCAGACACUGUAUAUCAUAGACAGGCACGUACCAUUCAAGAGCUGGCGAGGAAAAAAUUCCAUAGGUUAAGGGUUGGUAUUGAACGCUUUGAGAAAGAGCUCAAGCCAGAGAAAGAGCUCAAGUUGGAGAAGGAGCUCAAAUUAGAGAAAGAAGUUAGGUCUGAACAACGGCCAAAAUCUAACUUUUUGGCAAAGAAGCAAACAAAGAAACCGUUCAGCCGGACCUUGCAGGAACCUGUUGGAUCUGACUUCUCCUCAGGUGCCACUCUUGCCACCACCGGAGAUAUCCAGAAUGGUAAUAUUGCAUUCCAAACUGGUGGUUGUGAGAGGCCUAGCAAUACUGAUGGGCUUGUAGAGGGUAAUUCUUCCCUGGUUGAUAAUAAUUCAGAGAGGGUGGAAGAACUAUCAUCAGGGAAGGGUCUCCUAUCUAAAUUGGGGAGGAAGACAUCUGUGGUUGAUGAGAACCGUCGUGCAACUUAUAACUUAUCCAAUCAGCCCUUGGUCAGAUCAGAUUCAAUAUUUACAACCUUUGAGGGUGAAAUCAAGCAGCUAGUUGCCGUUGGCCUCCAUGCAGAAUAUUCCUAUGCCAGGAGCUUGGCCCGUUUUGCUGCUGCUCUUGGUCCUGUUGCUUGGAAAGUUGCCUCUCAGAGGAUUGAGCAAGCACUACCUCCGGGAUAUAAGUUUGGUCGUGGAUGGGUUGGAGAAUAUGAGCCACUUCCAACCCCAGUAUUAAUGAUUGAGAACCGUGCACAGAAAGAAUCUUCCCUGUUUACAAAAUUCCAAUCUACAGCUGAUCUGCAAAAAGAUGAUAUGGCUUUUAAAACCCCUGUUCCUACUAAGGUGCACCCUGUUAGUCGGCCUAUUUCAGAAGGGAAUUCAUCUUUGUUUCGUCCUCCAAGUGGGUCAACCUCAGAAGGAAAGCCCCCAUUCUUUGCUUCUCCCAAAGCAAAACUGAGUACCCCUGCUAGUGUUGUUCAUCAGCAACAUAAUCCAUUUUCUAGGACUUUAGCUGAGCCUGAGAAUAAGGUCUCAAAGCAAGUUGAAUUGAAUUUGCCACCUUCAGCAAGCCAGAAUAAUAGUGAUCUUGUUGCUGCAAAACAGUUUUCAAAUAAAUUAGAAAUGGUAGCCUCUAGGCCAAAUGAGAUGGAAGAGGACCCAACAAUAAUUAGAUAA
Messenger RNA from Pistacia vera, 2089 nucleotides. RefSeq names its product ankyrin repeat, bromo and BTB domain-containing protein DDB_G0293800-like. The record is from RefSeq and is a predicted model, not a curated record. NCBI's taxonomy places the organism in Eukaryota, Viridiplantae, Streptophyta, Magnoliopsida, Sapindales, Anacardiaceae. Gene Ontology annotation, molecular function: protein binding. The transcript has 10 exons. Bases 185 to 2089 code for a protein of 634 amino acids.